AAAAUGAUAUUCAUCCAGCAUUCCUGAAUAAUAAGAAUGGGUCCAGAUGUACCUCUGCUGAAUGAUUACAAACAGGAGUUCUUCUUGAAGCGCUUUCCACAGACUGUGCUGGGAGGUCCCCGGUUUAAAUUAGGCUAUUGUGCCCCUCCUUACAUAUAUGUGAAUCAGAUUAUUCUUUUCUUGACACCAUGGGUUUUGGGAGGAGUAGGAACGCUUUUGUACCAAUUAGGCAUUAUGAAAGACUAUUAUGCUGCAGCACUUUCAGGAGGACUGAUGUUUGUUACUGCACUUAUUCUUCAGAUGACAAAUCUAUACGCAAAACAGAAAACAGUGAGAGUAGAAAGAAUGCAAAUUCAGAGUACCCUAACAGAUGAAGAUGAGUUUGAAUUUUCCAGUUGUAUAGGUUCAGAGACAGUAAAAUUUAUUAUUCCUGGCAAGAAGUAUAUAAUCAACACUGUAUUUCAUUCUCUUCUGGCAGGGGUAUUGUGUGGGUUGGGAACUUGGUAUUUGCUGCCGAACAGAAUAACCUUGCUGUAUAGCAAUAUUGGAGGAACUGUUAUGAUCUUUGUAUUUGGAUGGGUGACUAUAUGUAUAGGAGAGUAUUCGUUAAUCAUAAAUACAGCUACCGAAACAGCUACUUUCCAAGCACUGGAUACUUACGAAAUCACUGCUCUGAUGAGACCUUUCUAUAUUUUUGUCUUUAUUGCAGUGGAUCUUGCACACAGGUUUGCUGUCAACACAGCCAUUCUAGAACAGACAAACCAGAUUUUGCACAUCAUAUUUCUUUUUCUGCCGUUCUUAUGGGCAAUGGGAAUUCUGCCCCCGCUUGACGCACUUUUUCUAUGGGGAAUGGAACAACUGUUGGAGUUUGGACUAGGAGGUUCACCUAUGUCAAGUAACACAAAGUUAUUAGUAAUGUUUCUCAUUUCUGCUGGAACAGCAAUAGCAUCGUAUUUCAUUCCCAGCACUCUUGGUGUGAUCCUCUUCAUGACUGGAUUUGGGUUCAUACUGAGUCUUAACCUAAGCGAGAUUGGUUUUGCCUUCAAACACACCAUGAUCAGCCAUUUAGCCUCCAGCAAAUCUAAAAAUAUGCACAGAGGUCUUAGAAUACAAUUUGGGUGGAGGGAAUUUAUUUUUUAUUUGACUGUAUUGACAUUUGCUCUCAUAGAAGCUAGCCUGCUGCAUCAAUUUGCAGGCUUUUCAUCAUUUUCCAAAGCCAGUCCUCAGGCUAUAGCAAGUUACAUUCUGAUCAUAUUACUUAUAAUUAUGUGGAUUCUUAGAGAGAUUCAGAGAGUGUACUUGUUUGGAGUCUUCCGAAACCCCUUUUAUCCAAAGGAUGUCAGGACUGUGACUGUGUUCAUGGAGAAGCAAAGAAGGCUAAUGAAAGUUGGUGUUGUCAGGAGGAUUUUACUAACACUAGUGUCUCCGUUUGCUAUGAUAGCGUUCCUGUCACUAGACCGUUCGCUACAAAAUCUUCAUUCUGUGUCUGUUUGCAUUGGAUUCACAAGAAUAUUUAGGAUGGUCUGGCAGAAUACAGAAAAUGCCCUACUGGACAUAGUGGUUGUGUCAAUAGCACAAAUGUUGGUGUUUAAUCCAGACCUCUGGUGGAACAGGAGCCUUGAUACAGGAAUCAGACUCUUGCUGGUUGGUAUCCUACGGGAUCGACUGCUUCAGUUUGUCUCAAAGUUGCAGUUUGCCAUAGCUAUUCUUUUGACAUCGUGGACAGAGAAAAAACAACGUCGUAAAUCUACUGCCACCUUAAUCACACUCAAUGUCGUUUUCUUCCCGAUCCUGCUGACCUUCAUCGCCAUCUCUGCACUCCUUUCUUCUCCCUUGCUGCCGCUCUUCACGCUACCGGUAUUUUUGAUUGGGUUUCCUAGGCCUAUCCGAAGCUGGCCAGGACCUGUGGGCACUACAGCGUGUGUUUGCUCCGAUAGCGUGUACUACCAGCAGAUGGUUCCAAGUCUGGCUGUUGCUCUGCAGUCUGCACUAGCAGCUGGUAGCCUAG
Messenger RNA from Fulmarus glacialis (Northern fulmar), 2008 nucleotides. RefSeq names its product pecanex-like protein 4. The annotation marks the transcript as partial. The record is from RefSeq and is a predicted model, not a curated record. The transcript has 6 exons. NCBI's taxonomy places the organism in Eukaryota, Metazoa, Chordata, Aves, Procellariiformes, Procellariidae.